AAGCUACCAAACCAGAUUCACUCUUCCAGUUGGAGCAAGGAGGACCACCAUGGAUAGCAGAGAGAGCAGCCCAUAAUCCAACCUUUUCAGGCAGUCAAGCUACCAAACCAGAUAUGAUCCUUAAUUUCAAGCAUGGAGAAGAGCCAUGGAAAGUAGAAGAUGAAUUACAAUGUCAGUGCUUUUCAGAUGUUGGCUUCUACAUGAGGCAGCACCUGUAAAGGAAAGAAAACGAGAUCUCAAGUCCAGAAAUGAAUCCUUGUUGAGGACACCCUUGAUGAGACAUCAUUAUCAGGAUUUUAGGACAGAUACUAAAAGUGGUGGCCAUUUCCUGAAAGCUGCUGAAAAUGACCAAGUCCCAGGGCUUAUUGUCAUUCAAAGAUGUGGCUGUGGAUUUCACCUGGGAAGAGUGGCAGCUACUAGACACUGUUCAGAAGAACCUCUACCAGGAUGUGAUGCUGGAAAUUUAUAGCAACCUAAUGUCAUUGGUUCUCUGUGAUUACCCCUUGACAGGUUAUCAAGCUACCAAGCCAGAAGCAGUGGUCCACUUGGAGAAAGUAGAACUAGGAACAGUAAAGAGGGAAUUUCCAAGUGAUUUUUCCCCCCUAGAAGUAAUAUGGCAAGUUUAUGAUAUGCAUCAGGAAGAUAUUGAGAAGGCUGAACCUGUGGAAAAUCAUGAAAAUAAUGCAUUGGGAAAAGUAUUUUCUCUCAGCAAAAAAAUUGUUCCAUUUAUAGAAAAACACCAUAAAUGUGUUUCAAGAGGAGUAAGUUUGAAACAAAAUUCAGAUUCAAAUUUGCAGAGUAAAAACUAUGCAGAAAUGAACUCUGAUGACUCAAAGGGUCCUGGGAAAAAUUUUUUCCAUGCUCUAUAUGAAACCUCCCACGCUGAAGCCCAGUACUAUGAACAUAAUUUAUGUGUAAAGGCUUUCAGCCUGGUGACAAACCCUAAAAGGCAUCAAAGAAUUCACACAGAAGGGAAACCUGAUGAAUGUAGUGAAUGUCCAAAAUCCUUGAGGAAUAACUCAAAGCUCAUAGUACACCAGAGAACUCAUACAGGAGAGAAGCCAUACAGAUGCAGUGAAUGUCAGAAAGCUUACAGGGAGAAGACAAAGGUGAGAUUACAUUACAAAACGUACACAGGAGUGAAACCAUUUGAAUGUAGUGAUUGUGGGAAAGGUUUUAUGCAGAAGUCAAACCUGAUUAUCUAUCAAACAAGUCAUAUAGGAGAUAAACCCUAUGGAUGUAGAGAAUGUGGGAAGGCCUUCUGUAGCAAGUCUCAGCUUGUUGUUCACCAGCGAAUUCAUACAGGAGAAAAAUCCUAUAAAUGCAGGGAAUGUGGGAAAGCCUUCAAUAAAAACUCCCACCUCAUAACACAUCAGAGAAUUUAUAUAAGAGAGAAACCUUAUGAAUGCAUUGACUGUGGAAAAGAUUUUGUACAUGCAUCACAACUCAUUGUACAUCAGAGCAAUCAUACAGGAAGAAAACCUUAUGAAUGCAAGGAACGCGGGAAAGCCUUUAAUAAAAAGUCACACUUUAUAACACAUCAGAGAAUUCACACAGGAGAUAAGCCAUAUGAAUGCAGUGAAUGUGGAAAAGCUUUUAUAGACAACUCACAGCUUAUUGUUCAUAGAACUCAUACAGGAGAGAAACCUUAUGAAUGCAGGGAAUGUAGGAAAGCCUUUAAUAAAAAAUCAUCCCUUAUAACACAUCAGAGAAUUCAUACAGGAGAGAAGCCUUAUGCAUGCAGUGAAUGUGGAAAAGCAUUUAUAGAUAAGUCACAUCUCAUUGUCCACCAAAGAACUCACACAGGAGAGAAACCCAAUGAAUGCAAUGAGUGUGGAAAAGCUUUCAUAUGAAAGGCAAUGCUCAUUGUCCAUCAGAGCACACAUACAGGAGAAAGACCCUUUGUCUGUCUUGAAUGCCAAAAAGCCUUCAGCAGCAUGGCAAUGCUCAGUAGACAUCAGUUGGUUCACACAGCAGAGAAACCCCAUGGGUGCAAUGAGUGUGGAAAAGCUUUCCACCAGAAAAGCCAUCUUAUUAUCCACCAACGCUGCCAUACUGGAGAGAAACCCUAUGGACGCAUUCCAUGUGGUCAAAUCUUUAACCAGAAGUCACAGCUCAUUAGACAUCAGAGACGUCACUCAGGAGAGAAACCAUAUCAAUGCACUCAAUGUGGGAAAUCCUUUUUUGAAAAAUCAUACCUCAGCGUCCAUCAGAGAAGUCAUGCAGGACAGAAACCUUAUCAGUGUAGUGAAUGUGGGAAAACUUUCUCUGUCAAGUUCUUUCUCACUUCACAUGAAGAAAUUCAUACAGGAAAGAAAUCUCAGAAACACAGUGAAUUUUACAAAUGUAGUGAAUGUCAGAGAUCCUUUAACUACAUGUCACAACUCCUUGUGCACCAGAGAAUUCACACAGGAGAGAAACCCUAUGGAUGCAAUGAGUGUGGGAAAGCUUUUGCACAGAAGAAGGGUCUCCUUUUACAUCUGCGAACUCACACAGGAGAGAAACCCUAUGGAUGCAGUGAAUGUGAGAAAGCUUUUGCGCAGAAGAACGGCCUCAUUUNACAUCUGCGAACUCACACAGGAGAGAAACCCUAUGGAUGCAGUGAAUGCAGAAAAUUUUUCUCACAGAAAUCACAGCUCACUGAACACCGGAUGAUUCAUACAGGAGAGAAAAAGUAUGAGUGCAGCGAAUGUCCAAAAGCUUUUAUUCGGAAGGCAAAGUUUAUUUCACAUCAGAGAACUCACACAGGAGAGAAACCUUAUGAGUGCAGGGAAUGUCAGAAGGCUUUUAAUAGUACAGCUCAGCUCACUAGACACCAGAAGUACCACACAGGAGAGAAACCCUAUGAAUGCAGUGAAUGUGGGAAAGUCUACUCCCGCAAAUCUAAUCUAGCUUUUCAUCAGAGAAAUCACACAAGUGAGAAACCUUAUGAAUGCAGUCAGUGUCCAAAAACCUUUAUUAGUAAGCCACAUCUCAUUAAGCAUGAGAGAACUCAUACAGGUGAGAAACUCGAUGGAUGCAGGGAAUGUGGAAGAACCUUCUCUCUGAAAUUUAACCUCACUUUACAUUAGAAAACACAUACAGGAGAAAAGCCCAGUGAAUACAAUCAGUCUCAUAAAGCAUUUAUGCUUAGGUCAUGGCUCAUUGAACAUCAGAGAACUCACACUGGAAAAAAGCCCUUUUCAUGCAAAGAAUGUCCAAAAGCUUUAGACCAGAAGUCAGAACUCACUUUACACAGAGUUCAUACUGGAGAGAAGCCUUACCAGUGUGGCGAAUGCAAAGCCUUCAGCACUAAAUCACUACUCGUUAUACACCAGAGAACACACACAGGAGAAAAACCCUACAGAUGCAGUGAUUGUGGGAAAGUUUUCCCACAGAAGGCACAGCUCGUUGUACAUUAGGGAACUCACACAGGAGAGAAACACUAUGAAUGCAGUGAUUGUCAGAAAUCUUGUAGCCAAAAGUCACAACUUUUCAUACACCAGAGAACCCAUGCAGGAGAAAAACCCUGUGUAUGUAGUGAAUGUGGGAAAGCUUUCAUCUGUAAGCAUGGUCUAAAUAGACAUCAAAGAACACAUGAAGAGACACCCUAUGAAUGCAGUGAAUGUGGGAAUUCCUUUAGUGUCAAGUCACAUCUCAGUAGCUACCAAAGAUAUCAUACUGGAGAGAAAUCACAUGGAUACAGAGAGAAAUAAAGCACUCAAGAAAGCUAUUCCAACAUGAGAUUACAGGUAUAUAGGAAAGAAUUACACAUACAGUGAAUAAAUAGAAAUUUUCACUUAGAUGUUUAUUUUUCUGGAGAAUUAAAAUGAGAGAAAUCAGUAACAGUACAUAGAUAUAAAAUCUACAGUAAUUUGCUGUAUUAUUCAUCAGGAAAUGCAUACAGGAGAGGAACUGAAUUCAGCAAAUAUACAAAAGUUCACAUAGAAGUCAUAGCACAUACAACAGAAAGACAGUCACUAUGAAUGUAGUAAUUUUGUGAAAACUUGUAGAAGUGUACAUUAUUUUAUAUCAGAGACGCUCACAUAGGAAAAACAAACUACACAAGACAGAAAUGUUGCAAUAUUUUCAUUGAGAAAUCAAAUUUCAGAUGCAUCAGAAUUUACACCAGAGUAAAUCCUAUAAGAAUAAUAAAUGUGAGAAAAACUCUUUACAAAAGUCACAAGCAUGUAAUAUUCGAGAAUUUACACCAAGGAAUAACUCUGAUUGCCAUAAAGUGCUUGAAACUCUCUGAUUAUGAAAAAAAUCUACAAAUAAUACAUAUGACAGUGAAUUUAUUAAAUGGGAUGACUGCACCAUGAAAUGCAACUUUAUUGUGUAUAAGCAAUAUUUAGGAAAAAUUAAGCCAGGAUAAUGAAUUGAGGAAAUCAUUUCCUCUAGAAAUAAUAAGGAAGUCCUGUUCUUGCUGUGAGUACUAAGUUGAUAAAAUAUUUCAAGAGGUUUUCAGUAUGAAGAAGAGAUAGGUAUUCACUGUGGGCUGUGAGACUAAGUGUAUGAAUAAAUGAAGUGAUCAAAACAAGAUGCAGUUACCAACUAUGUCAGCUGUAGCUGGGUAUUUUCUGACAAUAUCAUGGAACCUGAAUUUUGUAGCAUUUUGAGUUUUGUAUGUAAGUACAAUAUAGGUAUAAUGAAUACAUGUAUUGUAACUAUUUUGAAAUAAUUUCAAAAUUACAGAAAAGUUGCAAGAAUAAUACAAAGAACGCUUCAUCCAGAUUCCUCAAUUAUUACCAUUUUACUACAUUUGCUUUAUUAUAUUCUGUCUCCAUACAUACAUAUUAUUUUGUUUUUCUGAACCAUUUGAGAGCAAAUUUCACACAUGAUGCCUCCAGUGUGUGUUUACUAACAACAGGGAUGUUCUCCAACACAAUAACAGUAUAGCUAUUAAAAUCAGGAACUUUGAUCCAAUACUGUUAUAUAAUUUAGAAAUUUUAUUCAGUUUGUCAAUUCUCUAAUACUAUGCUUUAUAACAAAAAGAAACAAGGAAAACCUGGAUUCAAGACCAUAUAUUGUAUAUAAUUGUCAUAUUUCUUUAGAUUACUGCAAGGUGAAAUGGUUCCUGUUUUUGUCCUUCAUGACUUAAGGUUACUUAUUUUAUAGAAUAGCCUUCAAUUUAAGUUUGAGGCCUAAUGACUGGUUAUGUAUUUUUGGCAGGAAUACUACAUAAAUUAUAUUGUAUCCUCAUGUGCAUCAUGUCAGAAAGCAUAUGAUUUUGGUUUGUCUUAUUACUGACAAUAUAAACUUUGGUCAAUUGGU
Hipposideros armiger (great roundleaf bat) is the source of this 5253-nucleotide messenger RNA. Its product is annotated as zinc finger protein 605-like. Gene Ontology annotation, biological process: regulation of transcription by RNA polymerase II. Gene Ontology annotation, molecular function: RNA polymerase II cis-regulatory region sequence-specific DNA binding; DNA-binding transcription factor activity. The record is from RefSeq and is a predicted model, not a curated record. Lineage: Eukaryota; Metazoa; Chordata; Mammalia; Chiroptera; Hipposideridae.